UCUCCGCGCAGCCAAACCCGUUUUUUUCCUGGUGGUGUUGGGGCUUAAUACAGCUUUGGCGAGGUCGGAUAACGGGCGAGAGCCAGCGGUGGAAGGGGUGGUGAAAGUACCAGUUUGCCCCAGGCCGCCGAGGGGCCUCCUUAGAGAGGCCUUGCCGGCUCCGCUCGCGUCCGCUGGGGCAGCGCGGGUCCUUCUGGCGCCGCCAGUUCCAAAAAGCCACUCGAGCUGUCACUGCAACAGCCCUGGGCCAGGAGCCGUUUCGGGAUCUGUGGUAAGGGCGCUUCUUCACGAUUUCUGCAAACACGGUGAUUGCCGCUUCAAACUCCUCCACAGCGAUUCUUUGUGACUUUUUUUUUUUUUUUUUCCAGAAACAACGAGUUUUCGUCGUUCGAGUCAGGUUAACUGUGGUCCUUCGUCCCCUCAUCUCCUGGACCUGGCGAGUCCAGCUCGUCCCGAGAUGGUUUCACCAUGUUGGCCAGUCUGGUCUCAGACUCCUGACCUCAAGUGAUCCUCCCACCUCGGCCUCCCAAAAUGCUGGGAUUACAGGUGUAAGCCACUGUGCCUGGCCAAAAUACCCUGCUUUAGGUGUCCCCCCACACAGUAUGGAGUCCAGUGGCCUGUGCCUGAUCAUUCACGCUGCAGCUUCAUUUCUGAGGUGCUGAUGUGGGCUAGGGAAUGCUUUGUUCUUUUUUUUUUUUUUUUUUUUUUUUUUUUUUUUUUUUUUGAGACAGUCUUGCUCUGUUGCUCAGGCUGGAGUGCAGUGGCAUGAUCUCAGCUCAUUGCAACCUCUGCCUCCCGGGUUCAAGCGAUUUUCCUGCCUCAGCCUCCUGAGUAGCUGGGAUUACAGGCGUGUGCCACCACACCCGGCUAAUAUUUUGUAUUUUUAGUAGACAUGGGGUUUCACCAUGUUGGCCAGGCUGGUCUCGAACUCCUAACCUCAAGUGAUCUGCCCGCCUUGACCUCCCAAAGUGCUAGGAUUACAGGUGUGAGCCAUCACGCCCAGCCAGAAUGCUUCAUCAGACCCCUGCUGUGUGUGCUUUGGGAAGAGGUGCUGUGUAUUUCCAUGGUUAAGUUUCCUUAUCUGUAAAAUAAGACUGUUACCCUUUUCCCAGUGGGCAGCAUGGCUGACCAUCCUUUUUUUUGCCUUUAGGUGAGGCAGGACUGCCCUGGAAUUGAUAGCGGUAGUGUGUAUGUGUGUGUUUUCUUGAGCGUGCAGGAGUAUAUGGGAAUCUCACAGUAGGAUGGAAUGACUUUGGGGUAUAUGAAUGGGGGAAUUAUGGUCGGCCCUGGGUUCUCAUGCCUUGUUCUUUUCCAUGAGGUCUUUACAGGGACCCAGUCUGCCUUCAAGAAAAGACAGAAGUAGAAAGGGUGGUGGCUGACUGUCUGACAAAUUGUUAUCAGGAUUCAGUGACUUUUGAUGAUCUGGCUGUGGACUUCACCCCAGAAGAAUGGACUUUACUGGACCCAACUCAGAGAAACCUCUACAGAGAUGUGAUGCUAGAGAACUACAAGAAUUUGGCCACAGUAGGAUGUCAGCUCUUCAAACCCAGCCUGAUCUCUUGGCUGGAACAAGAAGAGUCUAGGACAGCGCAGAGAGGUGAUUUCCAAGCUUUAGAAUGGAAAAUGCAACUUAAAACCAAAGAGUCAGCCCUUCAGCAGGAUGUUUUGGGGGAGCCAACCUCCAGUGGGAUUCAAAUGAUAGGAAGCCACAACGGAGGGGAGGUCAAUGAUGUUAAGCAAUGUGGAGAUGUCUCCAGUGAACACUCAUGCCUUAAGACACAUGUGAGAACUGAAAACAGUGAGAACACAUUUGAGUGUCAUCUGUAUGGAGUAGACUUCUUUACUCUGCACAAGAAAACCCCUACUGGAGAGCAACGUUCUGUGUUUAGUCAGUGUGGAAAAGCCUUCAGCCUGACCCCAGAUGUUUACCAGAGAACGUGCACAGGAGAGAAAGCUUUUGAUUGCGGUGACUCUGGAAAAUCCUUCAUUAAUCAUUCACACCUUCAGGGACAUUUCAGAACUCACAAUGGAGAAAGUCUCCAUGAAUGGAAGGAAUGUGGGAGAGGCUUUAUUCACUCCACAGACCUUGCUGUGCAUAUACAAACUCACAGUUCAGAAAAACCCUACAAAUGUAAGGAAUGUGGAAAAGGCUUUAGAUAUUCUGCAUACCUUAAUAUUCACAUGGGAACCCACACUGGAGACAAUCCCUAUGAGUGUAAGGAGUGUGGGAAAGCCUUCACUAGGUCUUGUCAACUUACUCAGCACAGAAAAACUCACACUGGAGAGAAACCUUAUAAAUGUAAGGAUUGUGGGAAAGCCUUCACUGUUUCCUCUUGCUUAAGUCAACAUAUGAAAAUUCAUGUGGGUGAGAGGCCUUAUGAAUGCAAGGAAUGUGGGAUAGCCUUCACUAGAUCUUCUCAACUUACUGAACAUUUAAAAACUCACACUGCAAAGGAUCCCUUUGAAUGUAAGAUAUGUGGAAAAUCCUUUAGAAAUUCCUCAUGCCUCAGUGAUCACUUUCGAAUUCACACUGGAAUAAAACCCUAUAAAUGUAAGGAUUGUGGGAAAGCCUUCACUCAGAACUCAGACCUUACUAAGCAUGCACGAACUCACAGUGGAGAGAGGCCCUAUGAAUGUAAGGAAUGUGGGAAGGCCUUUGCCAGAUCCUCUCGCCUUAGUGAACAUACAAGAACUCACACUGGAGAGAAGCCUUUUGAAUGUGUCAAAUGUGGGAAAGCCUUUGCUAUUUCUUCAAAUCUUAGUGGACAUUUGAGAAUUCACACUGGAGAGAAGCCCUUUGAGUGCCUGGAAUGUGGGAAAGCAUUUACACAUUCCUCCAGUCUUAAUAAUCACAUGCGGACCCACAGUGCCAAAAAACCAUUCACAUGUAUGGAAUGUGGCAAAGCCUUUAAGUUUCCCACGUGUGUUAACCUUCACAUGCGGAUCCACACUGGAGAAAAACCCUACAAAUGUAAACAGUGUGGGAAAUCCUUCAGUUACUCCAAUUCGUUUCAGUUACAUGAACGAACUCACACUGGAGAGAAACCCUAUGAAUGUAAGGAGUGUGGGAAAGCCUUCAGUUCUUCCAGUUCCUUUCGAAAUCAUGAAAGAAAGCAUGCAGAUGAGAGACUGUCAGUGUAAGGAAUGUGGGAAAACCUAAAGGUGUCCCUGUUCUCUCUGAAGACAUGAAAACUCACUGGGGAGAAACCCUAUGAAUGUAAAAAUGUGGAAGCAACUUUGUAUCUCAGGUGUUAAUGAACGCACAUGAAUUCACAGUGGAGAAGACCCUGCGUCAGGGAAUGUGGAAAUGACUUCACUGAAUUCUCAAGCCUUACCAAACACAUCAGAAAUCUCACUGGAGAGAAACCGUAUGAAUGUAGAGAAUCUGGGAAUACAUUUCUGAAUCCCACAAACUUAAUGUGCAUAUGUGAACUCACAUUGGAGAGAAACCCUGCAAUUUAAAUGGUAUGGUCUGGAUGAUGCUGCACUCCAUAUUUGUAAGCCCUAAGUCCUAGUUCCUUACACUAUAACUAUUUGGACAUAAGGUUUUCAAACAGGUGAGUAACUUCAAAUGAGGCUGUUAGGUUCGAUCCCUAAUCUGACAUCACUGGUGUCCCUAUAAGGGAAAGUGAAGGAAGGAUACACAUGGAGAAGACUGUGUGGAUCCACCAGAAGAUGGCCAUCUACAAGCCAAGGACAGAGACCUGGAACAGAUGCUUUCAUUAUGGUCUCCAGAGGAAACCAACCCUGUCUCCACCUUGAUAUUGCACUUCCAGGCUCCAGAACUGUGAGGCAAUAAAUUUCUCUUGGUUAAAUCA
Messenger RNA from Symphalangus syndactylus (siamang), 3818 nucleotides. It is a transcript of the gene ZNF266, whose product is annotated as zinc finger protein 266. NCBI's taxonomy places the organism in Eukaryota, Metazoa, Chordata, Mammalia, Primates, Hylobatidae. Gene Ontology annotation, molecular function: DNA-binding transcription factor activity, RNA polymerase II-specific; RNA polymerase II cis-regulatory region sequence-specific DNA binding. Gene Ontology annotation, biological process: regulation of transcription by RNA polymerase II. The record is from RefSeq and is a predicted model, not a curated record.